UAAAUAAACCUGGCAACCCGUAUCCCAUCUGUGACACAUUCUGUCAUUGGGCAGGACAUAAACAGUGUUUCGUGAUAGUAGCAAUAUUUAGCAUACAACUAUUAAGUAAACUAAAAGGUGACACCAGGAGGAAUGGGCUCGGGGGAGAGUACUACCAGGAAAGUAUCCUUCGGCGUGGAUGAUGAGGACAGAGUCAGGAUUCUCCGCGGGAUAAAGCUGUCAGAAGAUGUACUCCAGAGGAUGAAAGGAGUGGCAAACAUUCCUCCAGAACCCUCACCAUCACCCUCAUCAUCAUCAGCCCCAAGUCCUCAGACAGGAAAAGGUGCCUCUUGCAGUGCCAGCUCAGCCUCUCAAGCACAGCAGAGCUCACAACACCGGGCCCAGCCCAGCAGCAAGUCGGCCUCAUUCUCCAAAGAUGAACAGAGAAGGUAUGAGCGACAGCAGGCAAUACUGAAGGAUGAGCUGGCCAAGAUGGCGGAAAGAGAGAAGGAGGCAGCGAGAGAGGAAAUGGCUAAAGCCAUGAGCCGGGAACGACAACAAGUGCACCAAGAAGCAGAGAAGGCCAAAGAAUUGUCUGCAGAUGAGAUAGAAGCAAUGGCUCAGCAGCUCCAGAAGAAAGAAUCACAGCUGAAAGCGCUGGGUGCCUUCUACAAGGAGCAGCUGGCUCAGCUGGAGCAGAAGAAUUUGGAGAGAUUCAAGGAGAGUAAAGAUCAAUUCCACCAAGCUGCCAGUGUGACAGAAGCAAGCAUCAGGUCUCGUAACACUGCUCCCGUGUGUCCUGGCCUGCAGGCUCAGAUUUUAUCCUGCUACAAGGACAACAAAGAGCAGACCUUAAAGUGUUCAGACUUGGCUAAAGAAUACAUGCAGUGUAUAAAUGCUGCAAAGAAGAACAUGCUGGUCAACCAUGGAUGAAGAGUAGGAGGAGGAGGAAGAAGAAGAUGGAGGAUAAAAGCUGUAUUCAAUGGAGAGUUUUCACUAGGCACUAUGAGUAGCAUUUGCUCUAUUCAUGUUUGGACUAAGAAGAGCGACAAUUUGCCUUUAGCAUGCCUUCUCUAUAAACUUUUAUUAUGCUAUUUAUCUACAGUAUCUUGUGUUAUAACAUAGUGCUGCACCACGCAAGGAAGCUUUAAAAUGAAGCUGGGCUUUUGCUUCAUGGUUUGAGUCACUGCAUUUUUAAUCCAGCCCAAUAUACCUGAGGUGCAGAGAUGCAUUCAGGGUCAUUCCUAUAUCUGCCAAAGCGAGGAGUCAGUUCACGUCCAAACCUCUGCUGCUUCUGAAGACAUGAAAAGAAGAAAAAAAAUCUGAGGUGUGUGUGCUGAAUGCAGUGUAUAGUGAUCCUGUUUUGAUCUUGAUCUAAGAGAAAAACUGAUUUUUUUGCUUUUGAGUUUUGUGGUUUUGCAUUAUUCCAACAUGGGAGUAAGCUCAGGAUAUCCUGGCAGUGACUUUAAUGUGUCAUACGUGUGAUUGAAUAGUUGAUCUUAUUAAAUCAUUCAUAACCUUUGA
This is a messenger RNA of Girardinichthys multiradiatus, 1503 nucleotides long. RefSeq names its product coiled-coil-helix-coiled-coil-helix domain containing 6a (gene chchd6a). The coding region runs from base 133 to 912 and encodes 259 amino acids. NCBI's taxonomy places the organism in Eukaryota, Metazoa, Chordata, Actinopteri, Cyprinodontiformes, Goodeidae. Gene Ontology annotation, cellular component: mitochondrion; MICOS complex. The transcript has 9 exons. The record is from RefSeq and is a predicted model, not a curated record.